AUGCCAUUCGCUGGGUCAAACGCACCCUGGGCAUCUUCUCGCGAUCCCAUGUCAACGAGACAUGUGCGCAAUGAGAACAUGGCACUUGGUGUGCCGGCAAGCUGCCUGCAGGCGACUUCUGGCUCAUCUUGGGAGCAGGAUGCACACGGUUUCUGGAGCCGGGCAGCUAGAGCAUGCGAGCUCCAUCAGAAGCUUUUGAGACAAGACCGAGCUAAGUCUGCACAAAGCGCGUGCGCAAAAACUGAGUCAGUCCAAAAGGCACUACAAGACCUUGAGACUCUUUUUGUGGCAAUGGGCCGGCAGUACGAUGACCUCCAAGAGGUGGCAUCUCGACACCGACAGCAGGCAGCCAGGACCCGUCUUGCACCAGAAGGAGACGCGGAAUGGACGGAUCAACAGGCUGCGCUACAACAGCGACUUUCUGAGCAACAAUCCACAUCGCGACAUCUUCGAACAGAGCUUGCUGAGGCACUGCACCAGGAACAAGCAGCACAAGAAGCUGGUCUUCGCUUAUUGGCAGAUGCACAGGUUCACGAGCUGGAGCUGCGUGAGCUGCGGCUGCAACUUGCGGCCAGCGAACAUCGUAACUCGCAGCUUUCACGUUCACUGGCUCGUUCCAGCCCAGCUUCAUCCAGCUCACAGGCCCCGCAAGAACUCCCUUCGGAGGUCCAGCCUGUGAUUCCAGUCGAAGCGAUCACUGAAGAAGCUGGCGCCGAGCAUGUCCUCAACAAUUGGGUACAGAAGGUUUGCGAAUUCGGCAUGAGCGGCCGCUGUCACAGCCUUACGGCAUUGUUCCACUUCGGGUACACAGCCUGGAAGCAGUUAAUGCACUCUUCUCUGCAAGGCGAGCGCUGGGGUAUGGAGUCUGUGGAAGACAUCUCCCCGGGCCACAUUGCAGAAGAGGAAGAGAAGCAAAGCCAGGUUCUCUUUAAGGAAGAGCCGCCUCGAACUCAUUUCGCCUGCAUUUCUGGCGUCUGCUCUUUCUUGCAAUUCUUUGCCUCAGCAUGCAUGAGCAUGUCUGCAUUUCCGGUCGGAAAUCGGCAGCCUUUCGGCCCAGCAGCCCAGCAGCUGGCGGUUCCGCUUGGCGUGGCGGAGCGAGUCAUGGAAGGCAACGAAGCACAGCAUGGUUCAUGUACUUUGCCGGCUGCACUCGAUGAUGGCAUUGCGGACGCGGAUCGAACAAACACAUUGCUGACCAAGCUUCAUGAGCUUCGCAAGACUCCGCAAAAGUCGCCACACACGAUGACCGACACCAUCCAGAAGAAGGUCGAAAGCAACUUAUUGGCACCAUCGAGUCCAUGCCUGUCCACUGCCACCCGGGACUCUGGAGUGAACUCCCGCGAAUCUACACAUUGCUUGACACCACGUGAUGGCUCUCAGGAUGAAUCCGGCUCUCCGGUAUUCGAGGCCGAUAAGACAUGGCUCACUGACAAAGAGAUUGGGGCAACUGCCGAGCCCGGCAAGGAAAGAGAACUUCAGCGUUGGGCUGCACCUAGUAACUGCGAUGGCACGUUGGAGGAGCUUGGUGGAACUCAGAAAAGUGAGAGUCACUGGGACCAGUUCAAAGCAAACGCGGAGCUUUUCGGCUACGUCUCCACUUUCAAGGAAGAUCUCUCGCAGUACUCCACCAUCAUCGAUGUCGCCAAAGUGCCGGCCCAUGCACGCAAGAAGGCUGAACGCCUAGCCAGAGAGAUUGAAGUUCGUCACAGCAUCCGAGGCAGUGCUGACGAAGAAGCUGCAGGACGGGAUGAAGAGAGCCUGUUUUCGGCUGUGUCGACGGGUUAUGCUGGUGCGCAAGAAGACGCUGCGACGAACCGUGGGCGAUCGAGUAGCCAGAUCCAGGUUGAGGACAAGCCUCGAGAGGAGCACGGCCUUCUUGCAAACACGCAGCCAGAAGCACAGAUGAAGGUCUCCGGCUCCUUUUUCCAUGUCGAGGGUGUUGGACUGCUUGAUGAAAAUCUGGUCCGUUCCAACCCAUGGAUGUUAGACCAAAACUCAGCAAGAAACCAGCCAAUCGCUCCCGUGACGCCGGGCUUUCUGAGCACACAGCCGCAGAAUGCAUCAACUGCAGUGGACUCCGGUCCGUCUGCAUCUCCGGUGCUUAGCACGGCGCCCGUGUCUACGCCACACGUGUCCUUUGCCAGGGCGCCGCAGAUGCCGCAGGUCCUCCCCGCAGGUGCUGCCGUCAUGAUCGAUGGUCUGAUGACAUGUCCGACCUUUAAUGGCCUGACUGUCAUCAUCGAUUCCUAUGACGCAGAGACCAACCGCUACAACGUGCAGUUGCCCCUGACGGACAACUUCGGUGUCAACCAGAUUGCCAAGAUCAGACCUGAGAACCUGAAGAUCUAUCCAACUCCUCGAUGCCAGUGA
Messenger RNA from Symbiodinium sp. CCMP2592, 2370 nucleotides. NCBI's taxonomy places the organism in Eukaryota, Dinophyceae, Suessiales, Symbiodiniaceae. The record is from the annotation of a GenBank genome assembly.